AUAUCGUAUUGUAUUGUAUGCGGAUUAAGCGCCUAGAGGCGUGUGGAAACCAUCUAAUGUUGACGGAAGUACUAAUCUGUCAAAGUCCACAGUUGCAGAAACAGAACAAUUCAACGGGGAUUUAUUCCCAUGAUUGGUAAGAUGGAUGAUAUACUUGUAGAGGUAGUCUGUAGAAUCCCUGGGCAUGAGUCUAAGACAUUUAGCGUCGCCACGUCCGAGAGGAACACCAUUGCUGGCGUGAUCCGAAAAGUGUGCAAGGAGAAUGGUAUUGCAAUGAAAACAAGUUAUACUUUGCUGGAUAAUCGGGAAAGAGUUUUACAGUGGUCACAGACACUUAUUCAUUGUGGAAUUAAACAUAAUGAUAUCCUAUAUCUUACAAAUGAAGAUGAAGAUGUUCAUGUACAUAAUGGAUGUUUUUGGAACAGCUGGUGGUUUGUGGCUGCAAUAAGUCUACUGAUAGGUGGUGUUGGUGUCACUGCUAUAACCAUACUGUAUACAAAAAAUGGAGAAACACAGUAUCAGUAUGGUGUUGUGCUUGAUGCAGGAUCGUCCCAUACUAAAUUGUUUAUAUAUAAAUGGGACGGUGAAAAGUUACAUGAAACAGCAGAGGCGAAACAAGUUCAUUAUUGUACAGUAAUAGAUCAUGGUAUCACCUCUUAUGUGAAUACUCCCAGCAACCUGUCAGGGCCUCUGUCAGUGUGUUUAGAGGAGGCAAAGCAACAUAUACCAUAUGAUAACCGAGAAGACACCCCGAUAUUCCUGGGAGCAACAGCUGGUAUGAGAAUGCUCAAUGAGGUAAAUGCAGUAAAGAGUGCCACUAUAAUACACUAUGUUCAGGACACCAUCAAGAAAUUCCCUUUUAAAUUCACGUCUCCCACAGACCAAGCUAGAAUAAUUACAGGACAGGAGGAAGGCACGUUUGGUUGGGUCACUGCUAAUUAUAUCUCGGGAAAACUUGGAGUGGUCCCAGAGUUUUCAAUGUACAGGGAGCUUGCAAGGCCAGAGGCUACCAUGGGUGCCCUAGACUUGGGUGGGGCUUCAACCCAAAUCAAAAUUUAUGUUCUUUUAUUACAGAAUCAAGGCUAUAAUGAGACAAAUAUAACAAACCCCUGUGGUCCAAGCGGAUACACCUUUGAAAUAUUGUCCAGGGAUAUUUUUGAAGCUCCUUGUGUCAACAGAUAUACAAAUGAGUUUUUACAAAUCUACCAACUUAGCAAUACACUUGAUGCGACCAACUUUACGUUUAUAGGUACAGGAGAUGAGGAAGAAUGUAGAGCAAUAGUAAAGUCAUUGUAUAAUUUUAGUGCUCCAUGUCCAAUGGAACCGUGCACAUUUAAUGGAACGUAUCAGCCGCCAAUCCAGGGAGAUUUUUAUGCUUUUUCCAGUUUUUUCUACGAAAUGGAUUUUUUAAAAUUAACAAAUAAGAAGGCAUCAUUAAAGAAAUUCACUACAGAGUUGACAAUACUGUGUAAUAAAUCGUGGGAAGAGGUUUCCCACUUACCAGCAGGUAAAAAUGGCAGUAUGUUAGGGUGGUAUUGUUUUGAGGGACAUUUUAUUAGAACAUUACUGGUAGAUGCCUACAAGUUUAAUGAUGAUACUUGGGAAAAUAUUCAUUUUGUGCAAAAGAUAAAUGGUACAGAUAUAGGUUGGACAUUGGGCUAUAUGUUAAACUCUAGUAACGCAAUUCCAAUAGUUGGCCCAGAACGUUUUAUUUCAACCACAGCUUUUUCAUCGUUGACUGUUUUAUUUGCUAUAUUUGUAUUACUAUCAGUGGCAUUUGCUUGUUAUGCCAGGAAACACCAACAACAAAAGACGUUGGGAUUAUACGAGAGGGUACCCACUUACGGAGCUGUGUAAUAAAUAAAUAUCUCAAAUUUGCUACACUGGAAAUAUCGUGAAAAUUGAGAAUGGGAAUGAAAUGUUUGUAAGGCUUCCAAAUAGUGAAACUCUUCAAAACACAUAUUGUGAAACUUAAAAAAAAAAUAAGAUUUUAAAAUUCAGCUUUUGUUUAGAAUGAAUAGAAAUGUAAACAACAUUGUAGACAAAAUCACAACUAAAACGGCGUUGAAUUACUACUCACAUACCCCACCUACCUGACAGCUGAUAAGCCUUUCAUAGAUUUGUGGAAAAUACAUGUAUCUGCAAUGCAAACCUGUUAAGUUAAUCAUCAAAAAGUGCUACAUUUUAAUAUUUUGUUUCUCUGUGUUAUAUUUAAUCAAAAUGAUAUUUUUAAAGGGAAAUAGCAUAUCAAUUUGAUGUCUGUUAAACUUUGUGUUUUGUCAUUAAGUCUUCAGCAAUGAUCAUUAUCUUACUAAGUUGAUAUGUUUAAUGUAUGUAUACUUUUUAACAAUUUAUUUAUUAUAUCACAUUCCAAUUGAAUGUAAACUUGUGAAGAAAGAUAUAGAAUGUCAUAUUGUAAUGUAAUAUAUGUAGUAAUGUUAAACACAGUUCUGAAAAUGAUAAAUACAAUUUUGUAAUGAUAAACAAAAUGUUGUAACAAUUUAGCAAUGAUAAACACAAUCUAGUAACACGCCUACUAAACGGUGGCUCUUUCACAUUUUGGUGAUCUGUUUAAAUGAGAGCCAUCGACACAUCCGUUGCAGAGCCCUCGAUGAAAACAAGGCUGACAGAGGUAAGAAAUUUUAGAAAAAAUAUCAAUUUAAAAAGAUCAUGCUUGUUUUUCAAAAAUCGAAGAAUGUCAUGCCACGUAGAACAUUUUUCUCAUCAUGUUGGGUGCAGUUUCGAUAAGAAAUACCCUGAAAUGACGUUGCUAGAACUUUUACCAAAUAAAAGCCUUGUUUUCAUCGAGGGCUCUGCAACGGAAGUGUCGAUGGCUCUCAUUUAAACAGAUCACCAAAAUGUGAAAGAGCCACCGUUUAGUAGGCGUGAUAUAUGCAAUGUUAUAAGGAUAAACACAAUAGCAUACUGAUAAACAAAAUGCUGUCAUAUAAAUACAAUGCUUUACUAAUAAAAUAUAAUUCAGUAAUGAUAAACAAUGUCAUAACAAUGAACAAAAAAUCAUAAUGAUAUAAAUAAUGUAGUUAUUAUUAACACAAUGUUGAGAUGAGCACAGUGUUAUUGAUGUUGUUGUUUAGAUCUAUGUAAUUUAGUUUGGUACCUUAUGAUUAAUUUAUUCAUAUAGCAAUUUUGACUGCUGACUUUUAUAAAUGAAAUAUAGAGUUUAUAACUUUCAUAAGGAAAUAAAGACUGGAUAUUAAUCAUAUUUAUUCAUCUUUUUAAUGUAUGCUUAUUCAGAAUAUUAAUCAUGUGUAUUCAUCUUUUUACUCUAUGCUUAUUCAGAAUAUUAAUCAUGUGAAUUCAUCUUUUUACUGUAUGCAUAUUCAUAAAUUGCAUGAAUAUUCAUACAGUAAAAUGAUGAAUACACAUAUUGGUAUACAUGAAUACAAAUAAUUAAUAUUAGGUCUUUAUUAUUCAUUUUUUUACUGUAUGAAUAUUCAUAUAUUGCAUGAAUUUUCAUACAGUAAAAAGAUGAAUACAUGAAUAUACAUAAUUAAUAUUAAGUCUUAAGUUACUUCAUAUUUUUACUGUAUGGAUAUUCAUAUAUUGCAUGAAUAUUCAUACAGUAAAAAGAUGAAUAUACAUGAAUACACAUAAUUUAUAUUCAGUCUUUAUUUACUUUAUCUUUUUACUGUAUAAAUAUUCAUAUAUUGCAUGAAUAUUUGUACAGUAAAAAGAUGAAUAAACAUGAAUACACAUAAUAAAUAUUCACAUAUGGAACAUUGUAAACUCUGACAGAGUGAGUACCCAUAAACUGCAGAUUCGUUAUAACUGUGAUAAACAAAACAUUUUUCUUGUUUUAUUUUUGUGUCAGUGAAUGAAUUGGUUAACAUAUGUCAUGCUCAUAGAACUGGCUUGAUAAGCAGGAAUAAAUCUUAACAAAAGAAUGUAUUGAAAGGAUUUAUUGUUUAACAUUUGUUGUUUCUAGUCCAAAUCAUAUAAAAUAAUAAAAAUCUGUCCCUACCUCAUGUACAUGAUAUAACUGAAAAAUAGGAUCUGUAUAUCUUUCUUUUUAAAAAGGUAAAACUUUGUUUAUGUUGGUAUAGAGUUUAUUGUCAAAAUAUUCAUUUCAUUAGGGUGAUUUUCUUAUUUACUUUUGUAUUAACACACAAUUAACAUUUGAUAAAACUUUGUAUGUUUCAACAUUAUUAAAAUCUUUAUUCUUUAUUUAUAAAUGAAAUAUUGAGAAAUAUUGAAGAAUAUGUAUUUUCGUUUUCUGUCUUUUCACUUUAAAAAAUUAUUUUUCACUGCAGUGAAACAUAUUUUCAAUACAAUGUAUAUGCACUGAUGUAUUGCCAGACUAUUUUCCUCUAAAUUCAGGCAAUAUACAAAAUUUAAGUGAAAGUCUUUCAAAUUAUAAUGUCAAAAAAGAGAGAAAUGCAUUUAAUAAACAGAAAAUUCAAAUUUUUUCUAUAAAUACAGGAUUUAUUUUCAUGAUAUGCAAAUUAUCAUAUUUCACUUGUGGCUCUCACCACUCAUGAAAUAUAGUUUUUCAUACCACUCGAUGAAAAUAAAUCCUGCAUUUAUAGAAAAAAAAUUUAAAUAUCCUUUAUUUAUUUCCUGCAAACUGAUGAAAUAUUGCAAUCAAUCAGUGAAAUAAAAACCAUAUAACUCACUGCAUAUAACACAUACUGUGAGUGAUAUAGCUUUGACAAACUGUUUGUUGUUGUCUUGCAUGUAAAUUUUUAUGUUUGUGUAAAUUUACAUAAAACUUAAUUGUUGUUUUGUUCUUUAUGGAAUAUUUGUAUGUUCAGUUAUCAAUACUGCUCUAAAAUUGUAAAAUGUUACAAAAACUCAUGUUAUAGCUGUUUACCUUGUAUUAACACAGAAAACCAUUUGUGAAACUACAAUUUACAGUAAACAUCAUAUUUAUUCAAUUGUUGUAUUACUUUACACACAUAAAUAUUUAUUUUGCAAUGUUUUUAUCAAACUUGGAAUUUAUUUAAGAAAAUAAAUUUAGAGUGUAUGUUUAUAAUGCUUUGAAAGAAAAUUUCAAAAUUAGUUUCUAACUAAAAAUGUUGUUUUUAAGUAGAAAAAAAGUGAAAUGGACUGAAUAAAAAAGUAAUAUGGACUGAGUAAAAAAGUAAUAUGAACUGAGUAAAAAAAGUUAUAUAAUGUGGAGUGAGUAAGACUGACAAGUAUGGAUAAAAAGGGGAAAAACUUGAAGACAAAUUCUCCUGAACUCUUGAAUUGGUAUGAACAUAAUUUGACAGAUGUGUCAUGUGUUAAACAUUGAAUGUGCAAUUUAUCAUUUUUAUAUCAUUCCUGUAACAUG
Messenger RNA from Ruditapes philippinarum (Manila clam), 5293 nucleotides. Its product is annotated as ectonucleoside triphosphate diphosphohydrolase 1-like. Lineage: Eukaryota; Metazoa; Mollusca; Bivalvia; Venerida; Veneridae. The transcript has 12 exons. Gene Ontology annotation, biological process: nucleoside diphosphate catabolic process. Bases 130 to 1857 code for a protein of 575 amino acids. The record is from RefSeq and is a predicted model, not a curated record. Gene Ontology annotation, molecular function: UDP phosphatase activity; GDP phosphatase activity. Gene Ontology annotation, cellular component: plasma membrane.